AUGGACACUCAGCUGCCCUUUCAUUCGCAAGUGCUUAAGAUGGAUGAGAACUUGUUUGACCCUGAUGCCAAAGGUGGGGACAACAUGGAGGAGGUUCGCCCUGUUGCACGCCCCUUGAAGUUGUCUGAGGACAGUCUUUUGGGCCCAGCUCCCGAAGCUAUCACACCUGAGAAGCCUGCCUAUGUGGAGAUCCUGGAUUCCCCAGUUCCCAUGCCUGCAGUUCCUCCCACCAGCAAGGAAUGCAAAGCAGAGCGCAUCGCACGUUUGCAAGCCCAAAUUGCAGCUUUGGAAGCUGAGCCUGGCCACAAGAUCAAGUUGCCUGAGGUGGUGUCCGCUGGAUCUAGCACAGAUAAGGUUAAUGUAUGGCAUGUCAUGGACUCCUUACCUAUGGCGCAUGAUGCUGACCAAACCCUCCCCAUGACCACGGAUGAAGAGAUUCCAAGCUCUGUGGGGAUUCUUCUAAUGAAGGAAGACAUGGAAGUAGCCCAGCACAUGGAACGGUUGAAACAUGAUUCAAUGACCUUGGACCCUGAGAAUGAGAUUCGUCCCAAGGUUCUCACUCGUCGAGAGCAACUUCGAAUUGCCCAGGAAGAGAAAGCUGACAAAGCGGAGAAGAAGACCGUUUCCCGGGGAGGCGGACGUGGGAGAGGUCGUGGAGGACGAGGGAGAGGAAAGAAAAGCAUUGGGGAAUCUGAGGCUCACUCUUCUGCUCCUGAGAUUGUUCCAGAACCUCACCAAGCCACCCCCCAAAAGGGUUCAAGUGGUGGGGACAUGGAUGCCAAAGUUUGCAAGAGACCAGCUGAGCAGCAAACACCAGAACGCCGACAGCUUUUCCGUGAUGAUGAUACCAACAUGUCCCCAUCCCCAGCGAAGGUUGUUUCGCCUCCCAUCAAGCAGCCCAAGAAAAGAAUUCGAGCUGCGGCCAAGCCCAAGCCCAAGGCCAAAGCAGCGGCAUCGACUGCAAAGGUGGAGGACAUGAAGGAAGCUGAGGAAGGGAAGUGCACAGUAGAGGGGGAGACAGGUGAGGGUGGUGAAAGUAAUGAAAAAGGGGAGAAGGAAACCAAAAGCAUGCGUGCCCCAUCGGAGAAACUUAAGAAAUGGGCCUUUGACACCUUGACCGAAGCAAAGGGUGAUCCAGCCUCAUGGUUUCAUGCCCAGAAACUUUUUGAGGGUGUCAAGCAGACUGAGAAAUCUUGUUUGGCGAAGUGGACCUAUUGGCAGAACAGCAUGUACUGGACUACUCGUCGUGUUGGAGUUCUUCAAAAGCAGACCCGGGGGGGGAACAAAACAUGUGCUGAGCUUUGGUGGUGGCCACUGCAAGCAUAUCGGUAUUCCAUUUGUCAACUUCAUGGGCGACAAGGAAGCUGA
Molecule: messenger RNA, 1368 nt
Organism: Cladocopium goreaui
Lineage: Eukaryota; Dinophyceae; Suessiales; Symbiodiniaceae
Source: the annotation of a GenBank genome assembly